Arachis stenosperma is the source of this 1617-nucleotide messenger RNA. Its product is annotated as 13-hydroxylupanine O-tigloyltransferase-like. Bases 106 to 1473 code for a protein of 455 amino acids. Lineage: Eukaryota; Viridiplantae; Streptophyta; Magnoliopsida; Fabales; Fabaceae. The record is from RefSeq and is a predicted model, not a curated record. The transcript has 2 exons.
CAUUUUUCUUUCUAUACCUUGUUAAUUGUCUUAAUAUCAACAUCUCAGGUUGUUCAUCAAACACGAAUAUUUGAAUUCUUACUAUAAUUCCAAUAAGAACACAUAAUGGUUCUCCAAAAAUCAUCAUCAUCAAUGGUGUUUAAAGUGAGGAGGAACCCAGCGGAACUAGUGGCACCUGCUGGACCCACCCCCAAUGAACUUAAGCUUCUCUCCGACAUUGAUGACCAACAAGGUCUACGCAUCCACUAUUCAGUGGUUCAGUUGUUUCCUUAUCAAUCUUCAAUGGCAGGGAAAGACCCUGUCCAUGUCAUCAGGGAAGCGUUGUCCAAAGCACUUGUGUUCUAUUAUCCACUUGCCGGAAGGCUUAGGGAAGGUCAUAGUGGCAAACUUGUGGUGGAUUGCACUGGCGAAGGUGUACUGUUCAUUGAAGCUGAUGCAGACGUUACACUUGACUAUUUUGGUGUUGACCCUCUGCCUCCAUUUCCUUGCUUUGAUGAGCUCCUCUUCGAUGUUCCAUUUUCUGAUGAUGGAAUGAUUAACUCUCCUCUGCUGCUUAUUCAGGUAACACGUCUCAAAUGCGGUGGUUUCAUCUUUGCUAUACGUGUUAACCACACACUGUGUGAUGGAUGUGGAAUUGGUCAAUUCAUAAAGGCCAUCGCAGAAAUCGCCCAAGGUGCAUCAAACCCUUCAAUUCCCCCAGUUUGGUGUAGGGAGCUUCUUUGUGCCAGAGACCCACCAAGAGUCACAUUCAUCCACCAUGAAUACAAACAAGUACCGCUUGAUAAUGAUGAUAAAACUGUCUUCUUAAAACCCUCCCAAGCUUCCUUCUUCUUUGGUCCCAAAGAGAUUGAUGCAUUGCGCUGCCUCCUCCCUCGUCACCUUGCUCAAUCGUCAACUACAUUCGAUAUCCUCACUGCAUGCCUGUGGCGUUGUCGUACAGUUGCACUACAAUGGAACCCUAAUAAGAAGGUUCGCUUGAUGUACGCUAUCAACGCGCGUUUUGAAAAUUGCAGGUUUAAUCGUCCACUUCCUCAAGGUUAUUAUGGGAACGCUUUUGUGUUUCCUGCAGCAGUUUGCAGUGUUGGGAUGCUAUGCCAGCGGCCCUUGAGCUAUGCGUUGGAGUUGGUGAAGGAGUCAAAGAAAAAAGCAACAGAGGAAUAUGUGCACUCUGUUGCGGAUCUAAUGGCCAUUAAAGGAAGACCUGACGUUAUUUUAGAAGGGUCUUUGUUAGUGUCAGAUAUCACAAAAUGUGGAUUUAGAGAUGUGGAUUUCGGAUGGGGUAAGCCUUUGUAUUCCGGGCUAGCCGACACUGGUGGUCCAGAAGACAUUCCCGGUGUCAGCUACUUUGUUCCAUAUACUAACUCUAAAGGAGAACAUGGUAGGGUGCUUUUAAUUUGCCUCCCAGAAGAAGCCAUCAAAAGGUUUGAGCAAGAGCUUAAUGGAAUACUUCAGAGUUCAGAUCAAGGAUACUAAAUGAAAAUGUGACAAGAGAAGCACUAAGUGACAGUAGGUUUUAUAAUUUAUAGCUAAUAAUUAGUUAUUAUUAGUGUUUUUAACAACAUGAAAUUACAUCUAAUAUAAUUUUUUUUUUGUUAAUUAAGUGUUAGCUAAAUUUUA